UAUGCCCCGAAACAUGCGGUGGUUUUUAGUCCUUCUAUUAGUCGCUCUAGUUUCUGUAGAAGCAAGUAGGAGAAGUCGAUUAUUCAAGAAACUCUACCAAAAAGCUUCAAACUAUGAUGCAGCACCAUCAAAUGUACAGACUGUCUGGUACAAAAACAUGAAAUUAGACCACUUCACAUGGGGGGACACCAGAACCUUCGAUAUGAGAGUAAUGUGGAACAACACAUUCUACAAACCAGGUGGUCCAAUAUUCUUCUAUACUGGAAAUGAAGGAGGUCUUGAAUCAUUCGUUACUGCAACUGGAAUGAUGUUCGAUUUGGCUCCAAUGUUCAAUGCAUCUAUUAUUUUUGCGGAACAUCGAUUCUAUGGACAGACUCAACCAUUCGGAAAUCAAUCAUAUGCAUCACUUGCAAAUGUUGGAUAUCUGACAAGUGAACAGGCUCUGGCUGAUUAUGCAGAAUUAUUGACUGAACUGAAAAGAGACAAUAAUCAAUUCAAGAUGACGUUCCCUGCUGCAACACAAGUUAUUUCAUUUGGAGGUUCUUAUGGAGGAAUGUUGUCUGCAUGGUUUAGACAGAAGUAUCCACAUAUUGUUAAAGGAGCUUGGGCAGGAUCUGCUCCAUUGAUUUACAUGAACGGAGGUGGUGUUGAUCCAGGAGCUUUCGACCAUAUCACUUCAAGAACUUACAUUGACAAUGGAUGCAAUAGGUUUAUUCUUGCAAAUGCCUGGAAUGCUACCCUUAAUCUUUCUAGCACUGAUGCUGGUAGACAAUGGCUCAACAACAACACCGUGUUCAAACUAGACCCAAGAACUAAAAUUAGGAAUCAAACAGAUGGUUGGAAUUUGAAUGCGUAUUUGAGAGAAGCAAUUGAAUAUAUGGCAAUGGUUGAUUAUCCAUAUCCAACUGGAUUCCUAGAACCUCUUCCAGCAUGGCCAGUGACAGUUGCAUGUGGAUAUAUGAAUGCUAAUGGAACAUCGUUCAGUGAUAAAGAUUUAGUCAAAGCUGUUGCAAAUGCUGCUAAUAUUUAUUACAACUAUAACAGAGAUCCUAAUUUCACAUAUUGUAUUGAUUUUUCAAUUUGUGGAGAUCAAGGAACUGGUGGUCUUGGAGGAGACGAAUUGGGAUGGCCAUGGCAAGAAUGUUCAGAGAUUAUAAUGGCAAUGUGUGCUAGUGGAGGAUCUAAUGAUGUUUUCUGGAAUGAAUGUGGAAAGGAUAUCUACCAAACAUUGCAACAAGGAUGUGUUUCUAUUUUUAAAAGCAUGGGAUGGACACCAAAGAACUGGAACAUCGACGCAGUGAAAACUCUCUACGGAUAUGAUCUUUCUGGUUCAAGUAACUUGAUUUUGACUCAAGGACACCUGGAUCCAUGGUCCGGAGGUGGCUACAAAGUUGAUCAAAACAAUGCUGCUCGUGGAAUCUAUGUAUUGGAAAUUCCUGGAUCUGCUCAUCAUCUCGAUCUCCGUCAACCAAACACCUGUGAUCCAAAUACAGUUACCAAUGCCAGAUUCCAAAUCAUUCAAAUCUUGAAGUGCUGGGUCGAUCCAAAUUGCAACACAAUCCCAACAAUAAGUCCACUUCCAAGUAUUUCCAUUCCAAAUGGUGAUUGUAAAGAUGUUGUUGGAGGAUAUCCAUGGGGACAGACGACUGGUGCAACUGUCUCAAACUCUUUUAUUCUUGCUAUUUUGGCUUCAUUGUAUGCUAUGUUCUAAUCAAUGUCCCUGUCAAUAUUUAUUUCAUUUCUAUGAAAACUAAUGGAAAUAAAGAAUCUUUG
Molecule: messenger RNA, 1773 nt
Organism: Caenorhabditis elegans
Lineage: Eukaryota; Metazoa; Nematoda; Chromadorea; Rhabditida; Rhabditidae
Gene: pcp-1
Product: Putative serine protease pcp-1
Exons: 7
Coding region: 14-1711 (565 amino acids)
Biological process (GO): proteolysis
Molecular function (GO): serine-type exopeptidase activity
Source: RefSeq, marked reviewed